UAUCUAUGGUUUUUACUGUACUAUUUGAAACGAUGCUACAUAUUUACCUCGAUUUCCCUAGUUUUCCCAGAUUUACUCAAGUUUUUACCAUGUUUUCCCGGAAAGAUGUCAACUGUCAAAUACUCCCGUCAAACUAAAACGGUUACCAUGGCAACGUGAAACAUCAACAAUGCCAAAGAAAGGUUGCUGACUUGCCUAACCUUGGUCAUUCUUGAAAAAUCCUGAGCGAAUACAAACACCAGCUGCCAUGCCUGAACUCAUAGAGCAGAUGUAUUGUUCUCAGCAAAUCGUUAUACCGCCAAAGUUUCCAUAUUUAUUGAAGAAGUACUGCAAAGCUGCGAUUAAGACUCAACCAUACGAUCUCCUUCGAUGGUCCUUCGAGUACUUCAAGGCGUUAGCCGAGAACCGGCCGCCACCUGUGAAGCUUCGCCUGGAGUACCCAGUCUUCAGUACGGAAGGUGGUCUUACCAGGGGAUGUCUUAAAGUCAUCGCCAAUCAGCUGGCUGGAAUGACUGUAAUGCCUCUUCCAGUCAUCAAGGCAGCUUGGGGCGGAUUUUGUCUGGACAAGAUGGAGUUAAAGCAGAUCUUGUGCCUCUGCGAAGUAUAUACGAGGGAGGACGCUGUCCCUUUCUUGCAUUUCAUAUCGGUAGCUGCAGGAUUGUUGACUAAGAGUCUCACCCACACCAUGAUCCUGCUAUGCGAAUCCCUCACCAAGGAGCCAGAUGGAGGAUCAGCCGCCAUUGCUGUUCAAGACUUCCUCACAAUGUACAAGUAUUUGGCCAAAAUCGACGCUUCAAAGGACGUCAAGUAUAUAGAUGGUUAUAGAGAAGGUCAAGCCCCUAAGCCUGAAUCCAUAGCCGAAGAAGAGGCUUCAGCGCCCGAAGAAGAACCUUCCGAGACUUCCUCCGACGAAUACUGGGAGGAUACACGAGAUAUUCGCAGACUCACAGUGAUUAACGACAAAGUACCGUUCACGGCACGGUUAAGCUUGAAACUGACAAAGUCCGCCGUUGGAAAGAUCGAACGGUCGCCGUCAGUGGAAAGGGAAGCCCAGAUCGAGAGAGAGAACUAUUCGAGGGAACGCAAAGGUAGACCUUCUCGAAGUGAAGAAGUCGAUCAAAAGCUGGCCGCCAUUAGUACCGCCAUGAUGAGCACGGGUGAUGCUACUAAAGAAGCACCGAAAGAGAAACCAGUUGAAGCAAUCCCGGAGAAGAAAGAAGGCAUCGAGAUAUUCGUGUACGAUGAAGACGAAAAUGAGAUUCCAUACGAAUUCUACGGUGAACCUAAAGUUAUUGAAGAAGAAGACGAGGCUAAUGAAGGGGAAAAAGUAGAUCAACCAGAGCACGUUCUAGAUACACAAGAGGAAGAAUUAAAGUCAACGGAAGAAGAACCGGCUACUAAAGUAGCAGAUUUUGUCGCAGAUGCUAGAGAAGCAAAGCAAGAGAGAAUAGAAGAUAUGGAGAGAACUUUAGAUGAGAUAGCAGCACUAGUCGACAGAUUCAAAUCCGCUAACUAUGACCUGGGUAUGGUGGCUGGUAGGCAGAUGUCAACGACGAGUGGGGAAUUCAUAGUACAGCACAUAGAGAAGGAGAUAAUGGACUACAUAGAUGAGCAAAUAGCUGUUCUACCAGAUCCAGACUUGAAGAAGAAGAAGGCUAAGCCGGAAGAGGUGGAAAUGGUCCACGAGCUUCUGCAGACUUUCAUUGAUGAAAAUAUGGACGUAAUUGUUCCUGAGAUCGAAGAAGUAGAAGAAGAGGAACUACCGAUACCAGAUAUAGUGCUGGUAUACGCUGUGCCCGGAAUAGGGCCGGUGGUGGAUGCGGAUAUUGUGAGAGAAUUUGUUGACUACGCCCUGGACAUUUGCAAGGUGCAAGCCGACUUGUUCAUGCCGAGGAACAUCAGGCACUUUAUGUGUCCGCCGCUCGAGAAAUAUGAAGAAACCAAGUACGAACUACCAGCACCGCGCGUAUCUAAGGAAGAGGUAGCCACUGGUGGAAUUAUCACUGAUUGAAAAGUUUCACGCGAUUAGAAUAGAAAUGUUAGGUUAUAUUUUGCCUAUACCAUAACACUAUGUUAUAGGCAAAUCACACAGUUGUAAUAACCUAUUUGUUUUUAGUCUGUGGUAUUGCCUAAAGUUGUUUGGCUUUGUAUGUAAAAUAGAUUUUGAUUUAAAUAGACAGCACAGUACAGCCAAUCCAUUUAUUGAAUUUUGAGUUAAUGCUUGUUAAGUGUUAUUAACCAAAUUUUAAUCAAAAAAGGACGAGGUUAGUUAUUCGUCGUUGAUGUUUGUUUUUUAUCUAUUGCUUUCACUACGUGCGACCUAUAUAACUUGGAAACUAAAAAAAAAAUGAAACUGAAUGAUCUUAUAUCUCUGAUUAAAUCUAAACAACCAAAUAUACAUGUUUGUUGAUGUAACAAUUUUCUUGGUUAAAUUUAUUUCUAUGAUGUAUUAGCACUACUAAUACUAUCCGUUAUAAAUGUAGCAUAGUAAUUGUCAAUUCUAAUGUUGUUUUUUUUAUUAGCCGCUUUCCAGGACUUCGUAUUUGAAAUGCAAAACAACCAAAUAGCAUUUCGGCAUCUUAUCAAAAAUCAAUAUGGCUUCAAGUCAGUUAAAAGUACCGAAGAUGUAGUUUUAGAACUUUCAGAAUCAGUGAUUAAAGCCUUCAAAAAAGUCUAAAACGCUUCGAAUAUUCCUCGACCUAUCAAAAGCCUUUGAUGCGGUAUCGAUUCCUGUUGGAAUUGAAAAUCUGGAGUAUUUGCCCCGCUAAUAAAUGGCCCAAAUACUCCAGUUAUACCUA
This is a messenger RNA of Chilo suppressalis (striped riceborer), 2798 nucleotides long. NCBI's taxonomy places the organism in Eukaryota, Metazoa, Arthropoda, Insecta, Lepidoptera, Crambidae. The record is from the annotation of a GenBank genome assembly.